ACCACAAUAUUCAGACUUAAAAACAACUGAUAAGUUGUGAAACUCAGACUCAAACUCAAUGUUAUUCUUGAGGACGUGAGAAAACGCAAUGGAGAAAUUUACUACAAUUGAAGCAUAUCAUGGAAAAGAACGUAAGACAUUGCAUAUAUCAAAGGACAUGGAAUACACCCAUUUUCUUGCCGCGAUGCGAGGAAUGUUUCCAAAGGGUUUUGAUGUCAUAAAGUAUGAAGAUGAAGACAAAGACUUGAUAACAAUGGGUAGCCAAGAAGAAUUUGCAGAAGCAAUCAGAAAGGUUGCACCAAAAAUUGGAAAUAAAUUGAAGGUUUAUCUGAAAAAUGGUGAAGAAAGCUUAAAAGGUGGAGCCAUCAAAACACAGGCAGCCACUGACCCCAACUUUCCAGCGUUAUAUACCAUGGACAUUAAAAGGCCACCAUCAGAUGAUAUUAUGCCUUCAGGUUUUUCACUUGUGGCAUGUCAAGAGAAUGAAAGCAAGAAUAAUGAAAAACCAAAUGGGAAAAAUUCAUUCAUGUGUUACAUGUCAUUGGCGAAUGAGCUUGCUGGAAAUGGUAAUGAGGAGAAUGGAAUAAAUGUUCUUGCAAGUGGGGAGCAUGUGUACUUGCCACCAGCUGAUUCAGGCUUGACAUUUUUUGAAAAUGCUGUCAAAGUUGAGAAGCCAAACAGUUUUCAGAGCAUUGAAUCAGUUAAAGAUGCAAACACAGUGAAGCAGGAAGCUCAAUCUGACUGCAAAAAGACCAAAGCUAAUAAAAGAAGGAAAAAGAAAUCAAGAAGUCAAUCAAGUAGCAGUAGCUGCAGUUCAACUGACAGUGAUACUGAUGGCAGCUCGUCGGGCACAUCAACAGGCUCUUCCACCUCCUGUAGCAGCAGCAGUUCAAGUUCAUCUUCAAGUUCCAGCUCUAGCUCUGAUACAGAGAACGCUAGUGAUGUUUGUAAAGAUGUUGUUAAAGUUGAAAAUGAUAAGGAAUGUGCUGGCAAGAAACUCAAUGAGCGAAAGAAGAGGCAGAGAAAGCAACACGAAGAAAGAAUGUUUGCUAGAAAAUUGGCACACUACAUUGCUCCAGAUGUUUGUGACGAAGUUGCUCACUGCAUGCACCAUUUUAAGAAAGAUGUGAAAAAAAUCUUGGUCAAGAAAAUAGUUGUGACUAUUGAAGACAACCUUAAGAAACAUGUUAACAGUAUUAUGCCAGUUUCUGAAGCAGCCGAUGCACAGAACGAGGGUGCCCAAAGAGAACGGGUGCUUCACGAAGGCAUUACUUGUGAUGGAUGUGAUCAGACGAUUUUUGGACCAAGAUAUAAGUGUGGCAACUGCAGUGACUAUGAUUUGUGUGAGAGUUGCGAAGCCCUGGAAGGUCUCCAUGAUGAAACACAUGCGUUUGUCAAGAUGCAUCGACCGAACGUAAAUGCAGGACGGUCAAAUGGAAAAGGCAAAAUGAAGCCACUGUUGCGACACAAUAUCUAUGUUAAUGAGGGGUCUGUCAAAGAGAGAAAAAGCAGCACAAAUUCGGAUAUGAAAAGCGUGGAUGAAAAGCUCAAUACCAGUGCCAAGAAGCUGCAGAAUGCUAGUGCUAAACAGAUUUCUAUUACAAAGAGUGGCAUGAAGGCCGAUGAGACGCCAGAGAAUCUUGCCGUUACUAACAGGGAAACAAGAGAUGCUACGGAAGUCGAACAGGCUAUCAACAACAAAAUUUCUAUGAAGGAAACGGUUAAUGAAGUCUUGGACCAGACAGAGCCACAAAAGGCGACUCCGUGUAAAGAAAUACAAAGAGCUACAAGCGAAGACAUAACAGAUGACGAGGUUGUUGUGGUGAAAAGAGAGGAGUUUAGUGAAGCACUGCAAGCAAUGAAGACACCAGAUUUGGUCGAGCUGGAUGCAGAAAGUGUUUCAAGCUAUGGUUCUGAAGAUUUCGUGGUUUUGCCUAAGUGUUAUGACUUUGAUUCUGGAUUGAAAGACGUCACACUAGAGCAUCUUCCAAACCUUCCUCGAUUGAAUGGUAUUUCCUCUGAAGUAAAUGAAUCAGUUGAGCAGAGGAUGACAGUUGAUCUUUUAGAUGGCACCUCUGGACACUCAAGUCCGCAACCUGUUGAUUCUGUUCCUGAUGUUACGAGCGCUGACAAGAAUGCGAUCUCAGGCGAAGUCAUUGAGAAACAGCCUGACGUUAAUUUGAAUUUGGCAUCACAGGUUCUCAUCACAAAGCAACCUGAGCUAGCAACACCGCCUGCUAAAGACGCUGUAAGCCCAGUGCUUCCAGCCAGCCAAGGCGAUGAGGAUUUUGGUGCCUCCAUAAUCCCAGAUCCAGUAAAGAAACAACCAUCUUUGCAGGAAACUCGCCAGCCUGAACCACUUGUCAUCUUUGGUCGUGGUCCUACAGAUCAGAUCGAGGAGCCCGCAAAAUUCUUUAUGCGGACAAGGGCAAUCGAAAGUGAUGCGGCAGAAAAUAAAGUUGAAGUCUCCCCAAACUCAUUCAAACACAAUACUGAUGCUUCGAAAGACGAGAGGAAUGCUGGAGACAAAAUGCAGAACACAUUUAACAGACCAUCGGAUAAGUUCCUUCAACAACAAAAAGAUUACAACAACGCAACAGUUAAAAGGCCACCUUCAUGGUCUCCGGAAUCCUUGCCUGGGUCUAAUAAGGCAGAAGGUGAUGUUUUCCUUUCUGGAGAUUUGCUUACAGAAGCCAUUUCUGGUCUCGUUGAUGCAACGACCACUGCAGCGACUGCAGUCUAUGAAGGUCUAAGCACAGCAAUAAAUUCUGGGAAGAAUAAAACGUACUCUGAUAAUCAGAACAAUAUCUUGACUCCUCCUCCAGAGGAACUCAUCGACGGUGUCCCAAGGCCUUUGCAGACCCCGGAAAGCCCCGAACAGGGCUUCAGACACCAGCCUACUGCACCUGAAGAGACACAAGGCACCAACAUACACCCUCAACCCCGAGACUGGCAUUUUCAGCAAAUGACAUGCUUUAUGAUAUGGGGUUCUACGACCGACCACGAAAUGCAAGGCUGCUCAGAAAGCACGACGGCAAUGUGAAUCUUUGUGUGGCUGAACUUCUUGCAGAUAACAACUGGCACUAUAAUCGACAUUGAAUCAGCUGAGCGCGAGAGACUACCCUUUAUUUCUAUUGAACAACUUGAUGCAUUGUGUGGGUAUCAUUGUAAAUUUAGAGAGGUAUUGGCUAGAGAAAUUUUCAUUUUAGUUAUCGCUGUUUGAUUCUUUAAAAAUUUCAUACCGCAUUGAGUUUUAAAUAAUCAGAGGUUGUUUUGUAGAUUUACCAAAAAUGAUUAUGACACUUCUUUACUCCUGAAUAAUAUCCUCAGCACGUUGUGAGUUAAUAUUGUUUUCAAAUGAUGACCAGAAACAAUUUCAAGUUGAACAAUCAAACUAUUUUAGAAUUUACAACCACCAUACAGUACGCUUGGCUAUACUCUUUUUUAAAAGGUAUACCUUAAUUCUUACAUUGAUGCAGUGGAAGGGAUCUCCCUGGCCUCAUCAAAGAUUUUGUGAUUUGUUACAAAACGUUAGCAGUAAAUUUUCUCAGAAAUUUAAAAAGACUUGAAUUUGUAUAACCAUGUAUCACUCAAUUGAGUUUAUGAAAUAUUUUAUUAUUUUUCGAUAGUAGAGUAGCUGAUCAUUCCUCUUGAAUUCUGCAGAACUUCGUUCCAAGACUUUUAGCAGCAGAGUUUGAAGAUUCUCAUUACUCUCAUUACCUCAAUGCCAGGAUGUGGGGUACUUUGUUAUUCAAUAGUAUGUCAAGCGAAGAUAGGCCUAUUUUUUAAUAGUUGUAAUGAAAGUUUCAAAACGUGUCGGAGAGAAGAAACAACCGAAGAGUCGGGUCGAUUCAAGUUAGAAGCCCAGGUGCAAAGUAUUGCCAUUCAACUGAUAUUUUACCUAAGCCAAAUUUUUGCAAAAAGAGAGUUAGACAGUUCCAAAGUUAGUUUCCAACAAUUACAUGAACUCGAGGAUGAAUCAGCAACUUUUGAAUGAAAAGUAUAUGAAAGCCAUGAAAAGAAAAAAUUUCCCCUUCCCCCUUCCCGCGUCUAUCCAGGAUUUUUGCAAGAGAAUCCGAGGCUAGAGCAUCUGUUGUUAAAAAUCAGGAGCGAAUGCACGCAUGUUGAGAAGAAUGAAGUUUGUAUUAUUUUAGUUAGAUAUAACAAGGACGAGGUCCUAAUCUCUAAAUUUGUAUUAGUAAGAUUGCAUGCUGAGAUAAAACGUUGCAAAAAAUUUCAGUUAGAUGUGUAAACCAAA
Molecule: messenger RNA, 4258 nt
Organism: Rhopilema esculentum
Lineage: Eukaryota; Metazoa; Cnidaria; Scyphozoa; Rhizostomeae; Rhizostomatidae
Molecular function (GO): protein binding; zinc ion binding
Source: RefSeq, a predicted model, not a curated record